This is a messenger RNA of Aphanomyces astaci, 521 nucleotides long. RefSeq names its product prefoldin, alpha subunit. Gene Ontology annotation, cellular component: cytoplasm; prefoldin complex. Lineage: Eukaryota; Oomycota; Saprolegniomycetes; Saprolegniales; Verrucalvaceae. The record is from RefSeq and is a predicted model, not a curated record. The coding region runs from base 26 to 475 and encodes 149 amino acids. The transcript has a single exon. Gene Ontology annotation, biological process: protein folding; regulation of DNA-templated transcription.
UGAAAGACGUGGAUAGCAAGCAACCAUGUCGGCCCAAAAUGAAGUGAGCCUCAUGGACUUGACGUUGGAGCAGCUGAACAACCUCAAGACACAGUUCGAGCAGGAGCUGCAGCAACUAACGUCCUCGUUCACAGGCCUCCGAGAAGCGCAGACCCGUUUCUCCGACUCGAAGGUCGCGCUGCAGUCGCUGCAGCCGGCCAACCUCGGCAAGCGAGUGCUCGUGCCGUUGACAGCGUCGAUGUACGUCCCUGGGAAGCUGACCAACGUGGAGACCGUGCUCGUGGACGUCGGCACGGGCUACUUUGUGGAGAAGAACGUGGAGGAAGCCAAGGGGUUCAUGGACCGCAAGGUGGCGUUCCUGCAGCAAAACACCGAGUCCCUCAAGGACGUGUUGGAAAACAAGCGCACCAACUUGGAAGCUGUGAUCCAAGUCAUGCAACUCAAGAUGCGAUUGGCAGAGCAACAGGGAAAGUAAUAGAUUUGUGUGUAAAUAAUAUGACCAAUUGAUUCAGAAAAUGGCA